This is a messenger RNA of Guillardia theta CCMP2712, 810 nucleotides long. RefSeq lists its product as hypothetical. The record is from RefSeq and is a predicted model, not a curated record. NCBI's taxonomy places the organism in Eukaryota, Cryptophyceae, Pyrenomonadales, Geminigeraceae. Gene Ontology annotation, molecular function: transmembrane transporter activity. Gene Ontology annotation, biological process: transmembrane transport. The transcript has a single exon. The annotation marks the transcript as partial.
AAUCUCAUCAUCGGUGCUCUCGCCGGGAUGGUGGCGAGUGCGGUUGUCUUCCCUAUCGACACGGCCAAGACGAGGAUACAGGCGGCGGACGGGGGCACGAGGCUCAACACCUUGCAGACCAUAAAGAAGAUCAUCGACGAGGAAGGCUUUCUCGCGCUGUAUAGCGGGCUGGUGCCGGUGAUGAUCGGUGCGGCCCCGGAGUCUGCAAUCCAACUCUCCAUGUACGAGUUUGUCUUGUCGACGCUGAAGCACGCUCAACACAUCGACGGUGUCUCGUCGGUUCCUGUUCACCUCCAGGCCCUGGCAGGGAGCUUCGCCGGCAUCGCCACUAUCGUCGCGACUAACCCUCUGGAGGUCCUCAAGAUCCGAGCACAGACGAGCAGAGACAAGAAGUCCACCAUGGACCACGUCAGAGAGCUGGGGCUCUCCGGGCUUUACACGGGAUACCAGGCCACGUGGUUGAGGGACAUCCCCUUCGCAACCAUCUACUUCCCCUUGUACUCGAGCGUGAAGUCAUGCAUGAAUGGUGUCUGCACGAGCAGCCUGGCAUCUGCCAUGGUCGCGGGUCUGUUCUCCGGCAUGAUGGCGUCGCUGGUCACGACCCCAGCCGACGUGAUCAAGACAACUGUGCAGUCGUUGCCUUCGAAAGUUGGCUUGGCGGGAGAUGCUACGGGGAGAGAGAAGAUGGACAUCAGGAGCGCUGCUGACCUGGUGCUGCGAUCGAAAGGCAUGAGCGGUUUCUUCUCUGGGGUGGAGGCCCGGUUGGGAAGGAUGGCUCCUGCCAUGUCCAUCAGUCUGUGCGUGUUCGAG